UUAGUGGUGGAGCCUCAACAGUCUACUUACGGAGUGCCACAAGGGGGGAGUCGCUGCUCCUCGCUCAUUUCUCAAUUAUCACCUUUUUCUGGAGGAUCAUCUCAACCCAGUGGCAGUGUGAACAAGGAACAUCUUCACAUCAAGAUCGAGGUAGAGCAGCAGUAUGGAGUCGACGCUGGAUAGUUCGGUGUACCACCAACACGCUGACGACGGAACUCACCACCGCCAGUCGCGGCCGGUGGUGGUGGGGGCGCCUUAUAUCCUCUGCGUCUUCGUGGUUGCCGUCAUACUCAUGGGGGUAGGAACCUUCGUCACCUCACACGCCUACAGCCUGGACAAAGAAGACAGGGUUCUACUAAUCGUCGGUCCAGCGCUCUUAGGACUAGGAGGUCUGCUCCUGUUGGGGACGGUGCUCAUGUGUUUGGUAGCCUGCUGCAAGAAUCGGCGGAUGAGGGAGGCCUUCUCCGACGAAUUCCUCAAUUUCGGGGGCUCCACUUUUUACGGCGGGAGGGCCUUCGUGCAGCUGGAGGACGAGACCCAGCUCCAUGACCGCUCCCACCACCACCACCACCACCUCCGGAACUCAGCCGUCGAGGGCGUGACCAACCUCGCCGGACCUGGCCACAACGAGGCCGUCAUGAUCUUGGCCAGCACGGUAGCAGAGGAGAGAGACAGACAACGCAAGAUGUCUAAAAAAUUCUCCAGAAAUCUGUCACAUGACCCCAGCCGACACGCGGAGGUUCCUGGCUACCCUCAGUACUACCUAAGUCCUCAUGGCCAGGCUGUCUCCCCGGAUAACUUGGAAUAUAUCGACCACUUAGGUUUGAACAGACUUCGUAGGACAGAUGAGUACCCGGAGCUGGCCGAGGACUUCGACCUGGGAGAGACGGAGGAGACCAACGAAGGACUGAGGGAGAGAGCUUACAGCGUGUCAGUGAGGCGGCCAAUGGUGCAGCUGGGUCCCGUUGAACACAGACUGAGGAGGAACGUAACUUUCUCGCCUUCCUCCCGUGUCAGGUUACAGCAACAGCAGCAAUUACUGUUUUUACGGCAACAGCAGCAUCUACAAGAGCAACAGUACGCAAGUCCACAGCGCAAACGUAGCUCUAGACGGAGGAAGGGACGAUCAUCCAAGGAGGAGAACGCGGAGGGCAUCAUGGUACACCAACUGCCUCGGUUCAACCCGGACUUGCUGAGUGCUGUGGGCGUCAAACAAAAUAGUCCUCAUCUGGAUCACGACUUGAGUAACAAAGGCCUGCUGGACCAUCACAGCCAGGCGCCACACGAUGACUGGCGGGGGAACCCAGACGUCACCCACGGUAGUCUGGGCAACCCUCGACGCCGACCCUCAGUAGUCAUGGGCGUUAAAAGCAUCAGGUCAAAACACUCUGGUUCUGCCUACAGACAUCACUCCGUUUAUGCCUCAGAUAUGGACCUUCACAGGUCAUCUAUAGGUGCCGGAGUUAGUGGAGAAAACCUCAACAAUUCCGGAGCUGAACAAAUGCCACCCAGAGUCCCAAGCCCCAUGAGGCACUACCAGAACCCGGCACUCCUAGGUUCAGACUCCGGGGACCGUCGAAUGGGAUCCUCACCUGUGCUGCCUCUUCCCCGCCCCGAUGAAGGCUCCCCGUCUUCGUUCUUUCGAGAAGACAGUAUAGGAGGUAACAGUACACCGCCAAGGUCCUCCUCCACCUCUCCUAGUCUUGGUCGACCUCUUUCUAACAUAUCCUCCGAGUCUUGUUGUUCUGGCUGCUGUGACAGUGGUGACGAUGGUCCUCAAGACGGCCAGACUGAACAAGGCGGCAACAAUACUCCCGACCAAGACAAGAACGACCUGGAAACUAAAUCUCAGGCGACGUGAGGAUUAAGAAGAGUCAUGCCGUUAUAACUGAUAUGUGACUGACCUUGUAAAUAUUACCUGUUGAUGGGCAGUACUUUCUGUUAUUACUGUUGGCUUUACCACCUUUGACCUGAAGUGUCUCAAAGGUUGAAUAUGUUCAACAGUCUAAGUGAAAUUAAGUCUGUGUAGUGAUGACCUCCAGGACACGUGAGGACUUUGGUGUAUUACUGUGCUGCCUGACGUAACCGGGAGACAUACAGGAGUAUAAUUCACAGUGGAGUGCUGGAGGUAACUGUGUGACAUUGCCGAUCAGACUAUAGACUGAGUAACAGAGAGAGAGAGAGAGAGAGAGAGAGAGAGAGAGAGAGAGAGAGAGAGAGAGAGAGAGAAAAGCAGUGACUAAGACCUCCAGGUAUUACUCUCGGAGAACCUCAUCAACACAGCAAGAGAACCUGCAGAUGCGAAUUGACGGUAUUAGUUCUACGCAACAUCCUGUUACAGACGGACACACACACACACACACGUGGGGGCACAGCUGUUCAUAGAGCACACAAUACCCAAGUGAAGAGAGGUUGGUCUCAUUGCCUCGAGUUUAAUGAUGGACUAAAAGCCAGGGACCAGUAAAGGAUCAUUAGCCGUACAGUAAAGGAUCAUUAGACGUACAGUAAAGGAUCAUUAGCCGUACAGUAAAGGAUCAUUAGACGUACAGUAAAGGAUCAUUAGCCGUACAGUAAAGGAUCAUUAGACGUACAGUAAAGGAUCAUUAGACGUAGUAUCCAUUGUUUAUAAAGUCUUAUGAUCAUAUAUAAAACCUAAUUACUUUUAUUUAAGUGACAAACAUAUACCUGAAGAGUUCAAGAGGAGGACAUUUACCUGAAGCUUGUUGACAAAACAAUUGCACUUGAUGCUGUCACGUCCGCUGCCUCAAGUAUAACCUUUACCUCUCUGUCCGUCUGUUGAUUUGGUUACUAACGCUCCUAGAUAUCAACCCUAGUACUUUGUUAAGAAUUUUUUGUUAUAAUAUGUAUAUUUUGAGAGUGAAUCGGUUUAGUUUAUAUCAUAUCAAUGUGAUUUAAUUAGUAAGAUUUCCAACAGGUAACCACAGGUAAUCAAGUUAAUCAGACCAGAUGUAAAUAUACCCACCAUUUCCUUACCUUAACUUCCUAGAUUGACAGAUAAACACACUGAAAAAUAUCAAUUGAAGGUAAAAUUAUACUAGUCUAGGAAUAUGAAAUAAGAUCAAACAAUUUUUACCCCCUAAGAUGUUAACUAUUACAAAUUCUCUAAAUUAAUAUAUGACUUUUAGGAAACAGAGACGAAUAAAAAAAACUUGAGGAUGGUCUAAUGUUUGUCUUUGGUCUAUAUCUUCUUCAUAAUAUAUGUUGUAGUAUAUUUGAUCUCAGUUAUAUUAUGUAAGUAUAUUAGCUUAAGAUGUUAAAUAAAUCAAAUAUUUUUUU
This is a messenger RNA of Homarus americanus (American lobster), 3297 nucleotides long. RefSeq lists its product as uncharacterized. The transcript has 8 exons. Bases 164 to 1861 code for a protein of 565 amino acids. Lineage: Eukaryota; Metazoa; Arthropoda; Malacostraca; Decapoda; Nephropidae. The record is from RefSeq and is a predicted model, not a curated record.